Messenger RNA from Malassezia pachydermatis, 3126 nucleotides. Its product is annotated as rho gtpase activator. Bases 1 to 3126 code for a protein of 1041 amino acids. Gene Ontology annotation, molecular function: GTPase activator activity; small GTPase binding. The transcript has a single exon. Gene Ontology annotation, biological process: small GTPase-mediated signal transduction. The record is from RefSeq and is a predicted model, not a curated record. NCBI's taxonomy places the organism in Eukaryota, Fungi, Basidiomycota, Malasseziomycetes, Malasseziales, Malasseziaceae.
AUGCCGAAUUUCCUGGCGCGGAUCAACCGCCCUAUACUGGAGCGUGCUAAGCAUGCGCCAGGGGAGUCGUCGGAUGAUACACACACAGGCAGUCGCGAUGCGAAUGUGAAACCCCCUAGCAUCGCGUCGUCCAAGUCAAGUCUGCCUUCCAGCGCGCUAAAAAGCUUUGGAAAACUACGCACAAUGAAGUUUGGCUCAAGAAAAGACGUGGAGAGAACAACAGUGUUCCCUUCGAGUGAAUCCCUGAACCAUAUGCCUGACUCCAACGAUGCCAGCCCACGAUCGUCCCUUGCUGCAUUGCGCAUGUCGCUCGAUCGCAGCAACCGAAAGUCGUCCUUCUCGCCUUCGAAAGACUCGCCCCGCGCUUCUGUAGAUACGUCGGAGCUGACGAGUGUGCCCAUUGUCACCAAGCUCACCACCUCUCAAUCCACAGAGGAAGUGCCGACGGUCAUCAGUGAGGCCACGUCGCCCAUCCCAGAGGUGGACCCCAGUGCUAUUCAGGAAGACGAAGAAGAUACACCUGGCUUUGCUUCCACGUCGGCCUCGCCUUAUUUAAAGAGCGAGUCAAAGAAUGUAUCACCGGCUGUGGCCUCUUCGGCGAUUUUAUCGCCUGCCAUGACUUUACCCUCGUCGGUGUCUUCGCCUGCCAUGAACGUGACCUCGCCCGCUCUUGCCACGACGGCUGUUGUCGAUCGCCCUAUCAGCAUGAGCUCGACUAAUGCGUCGCUUCACGUGUCGGCCACGGCAUUGACAGAGCCUGAUACAGACACAGAAGCUGUGUCGGCCUCGAGUCAUCUUGGCUCCCAAGAUGACAACCAUUCCGAGCACGUGGACCCCGUAUCGGCAGCGGAGAAGGAGGUAAGUGCUGCCUCGCAGCCAAGCCUGGAAAACAAGGCUGUGGUAGAGGGGCCCACAGUCUCGGCAGAGACAUCUGAUCACACCCCACCCACCACAUCUCUACCGAUGUCCACGGCCAAUGUACCGAUUCUGCCCAAGCCUCAUUUGCCAUGGCUCGAUGUGCCGCCCAAGCCAGUGUCGCCCAAACUCGUCACAAACGACACUCCGAGUAUCCCUUCCGUACUUCCUCGGGAGACGACUGUCUCGCCUGUGCCCAUGUCACCAUCGGCCUCCCCUGCUAUUUCGUCACAAGGUCUGCCGGCAUCAUCGAGUGCCGUGGAUGUUCAUUCAUCGUCGUGGGAUACUUCGACAACGGCCUCCUCCAUUUCGCCAUCGAACAGUGAGCGACGGGCUAGCGGAUCGUCGUCUGGUGUAUUUGGCUCCCUGGGGAAGCGAGGCCUCGAUAUGAUGGGACGACUACGUACAUCGACAGCAGCUAUACCCACGCAACGGAAACCCACCUUGGCGCGCGACGCUAGCAAACAAGACCCGCGACGUCGCUCCAUGUUCUUACCUAUGUUGAUGGCCCGUGGCGAUGCGGCGGCCAAAGCAGCUUCGCUACAGACUCCUACGCGUGUUUGGCUGGAUUGGCUGGAGGCGCCUUCUGCUACUUCGAUACCCCGCUCAUCCAAAUUCCGCCCCCUUCGCUCUUCGUCGAUGCUGUCGUCUUCCAGCAGCAUGCAAUCCCUUCGGCAACCCACGUCCCAGACGUCGGCAGACGAUGCUACCACGAGUCUCUUUGGACUGCCAUUGCAUGAAGCUGUGAUGGCAACGCGCGCCUCUACAUGCUUCUCACCGCCAGCUCCGAGCGACAAUACGAAGAUGGAUCCAGCUCGACCGAGUUUGCUCAGUCGCCGAGAAGCGCAGCUCUACUGCCUGCCCCGCUUGGUAAUGCGGUCCAUUGAGAGUCUUGAGAAAUGGGGUGUGGAUGAAGAAGGCAUCUACCGGAUUUCAGGCCGAAGCUCACACUCGUCCAAGCUGCGUGCCUAUUGGGAUGUGCCAGGUGCUGAUUUGGCAAUGGUCGACAUUGGCCCAGCGGAUCUCGAUGUGCACGCUGUGUGCAGUGUGUUGAAAAUGUACUUGCGUGAACUCCCAGAGCCUUUAGUGCCUGAGGAUGUUGCACAGAUCAUGGACCGGCUGUGUGGUGACAAAUGCACCCAACCACCGCUUCGCCCUGACUCGGCUAUGAGCACGACAAUGCCACGAGCCAGUCCGGCACCUAGUCCGAUGAGCGAAGAAAAGCAUGCUGCCUUUAUCGCAGAGUUAAUCCCGCUUAUGCAGCGUAUUCCUUACUGCGAGUGGUACAUGCUCCGUGAAAUUACAGAACACCUUGGUAUACUCACACAGCCAGCCAAUGUGGCCAAGACCAAGAUGACGCUUUCCAACCUGACAUUGGUGUUGGCUCCUACGCUGCAACUGUCCGGUCCCCUGUUUAUGACACUGGUACAGGGUCGUAAUCAGCUCUUUACAGAAGAAACACGGCCUACCUGGAACGCAGACCGUGAAAGCAGUACCAAGAGCGUCACACCUUCCAUCCCAUCGUCACGCUCACCGUCUGUAUCCUCCUCUGUGUCGACGAAGCUUAUGGAUGCGGUGGCUACGUCGCCAUCUAUGCACGAACCCGCUGCACCUCUCCCCAUCUCUUCUACAACUAUAGCUUCACCAGGACGGGAAACGGCUUCCCUUUCACCGGAGACGACUGGGUCACCAACGUAUUCCGACACCGGGCUUGGCAUUCAAGUAUUGCCGACCAUUGUUGCUGCUACAGAGACGGAUUCGGACCCUGACGCAGACGCAGACGAGACCCAUGUGGCAAGCCCAUCGCUUAUUACCAUUACUGAGGGUGCGCAGGCCGCACGCUCUCCUUUCCUAACAGAGACACACUCACUUGUACCUCCAGCAGUGGGUGUAAGCCCUUCAGAUGAUCACAAUGCUUCUAGCACGUCCAAUGACAACUCUAAUAAUAGCAAGGGCACGCCACUUGCCUCAACUACGAGCACACCUGUGAUUUCUUCGAGUAUUGAUACAGAUCCUAGCAAUAUUUCCGCCGAUGACUUUCAUCCAGCCGAAGAGAUGCAAGAUGCGCUAGAGAGUCAGAACGCGGAGGAAGAAUUCCAGGAAUCUCAAGAAGCUGAUACCAGCCAUACGUCGAUUCUUCCUAUCGCUGAACGGUUUUCUCAGCCACGAAGCGAGAUUUUGACAGACACUCCCAAAGAGGACGUGCCAUAG